CCCACCGCUCGCGGACUUCGGAAUUGGCUGGCGGCCUGACGGGCGCCGCGGCCGCAGCGCGUUUCCGCAGGUUGUCGAGACCCGAGGAUGCGCGCCCUGCCAGCCCUGGACGCGCCCCCGAGCGAGCGCCUCCUGUCCCGGGACUCCGGGGGCCCCCGGGCCCCGGACGCGGCGGGGCCGACGCGCAGGAGCGCGGUGGAAAGGCUGGCAGCCGACCGCUCCAAGUACGUGCGGGGCCCGCCGGGAGCCGGCCCAGGCCCGGCUUGCGAGGGCAGCAGCCCCGGGGCGAGCGAAGGGCAGGCGGGCGACCCUCGGCCCCCGGCGCGCGUCCCCGGUCCGGUGGCGCGCAGGACCAUAGCGCGGAAGCCUCUGAGGCCGGACUCGCUGGUUAUCUACCGACAGAAAUGCGAGUUCGUCCGAGGGUCGGGAGCCGACAGCCCCAGGGGAGGCCUGGUGAAGAAGCUCUUCCAGGGGCCGGGCAAGGACAAGACGCCGGGGUCCCCCGGCACGUCCCGGGUGGGAGAAGAGGGAGGGGCCGGGGCCCAGGAGGCCGCCGCGACCGAGCCCGGCCCCGUCGCGGCUCCCGCGGUGCCAGGGCCCUCCGCGCCCCCGGCCCCCGCCCCGCCGGUCAGGGCGCCCUCCAGAGUUCCGGCGGCGCCCCGGGGUCCGGAGCUGCUCGGGGCGAGGCACCGGGGACUGCAGCGCUCGCAGUCCGACCUCAGCUCGCGCUACUCCGCGUCCUUGGCCGAGUUUGACACCUUCUUCCAGUACUGCGGCCUGGAGCCCGAGGUGGUGGAGGCGCUCGGGCGGGAGAACUUCUCCGCCGGGUCGGACCUCGUCGCCCUCAAGGUCCGCAGCGUGAGCGUCGCCACCUCCGACAGCGGCUUCUCCCGGCACAGCGGCGGCGACGAGGGGCUGCAGGAGGGAGAGCUGACGGAGCAGGUGCCCAGCACCACCUCGGUGGUCGAGAGGAACGCCCGCAUCAUCAAGUGGCUGUACACCUGUAAGAAGGCCAAGGAGACCCCCGGCCAGGGGCUGCAGGGCCCAGCGUGACCGCUGCGCCCCGGGAGACCCGGACCGAGGAAGCAAGCCUUCCCGACAGUGGGGACUCCUUGAAGUACGUCUGGAUGAUUGGGACCCCAGGGCCAUCCUCACUGCCAGGUUUUGUCCAGUGUACCCAGGUGUCCAUAUGAUUGCUGUUUUCCCAGGAAUAAAGCACACCAUUGAAGAAGCCUAAGUAUUUUCAGAAGGUUUGAAGUGCUAUGGAGAAGAUGGGAAUAUAGAACUUGCAAAUUAGCUGAGUUAUAACUGUUGUGACACAGCUGAAGCUCUGGAAGAUAUUUUCUUGUGUUAGGUGGACCUGUCCUUGCUUCCAGAGAGCAGCGAAGGGGAAAAGCUGCUUGGAAAUAUUUUCAAGGGCAUCUUUUUGAGUGGCUUGCUGACAGAGAGGUACAAUGAUACAUUUUAAUGAUAUCUAAAUUAAUUUUAAAAAGAUAAAAAGGCAAAGAGCAUGAAAAGCAAACACGAAUGAAUGCCACGGUAUUCUUCAAUCAUAUUGGAUGGGUUGGCACCAUUUAAAUCAAAGUUCUGUGGUCAUAAGAAGUUAUAUUCUACACAAAUACUAUGGCUAACAAAGAGCAAACACAUGCUCACACUUGCAUACUCACAUGUAGACCUCAAUUUCUAAGCACCACUGCACUGUAAACUACAGUGAAUUCCCAAACUGUGCAACUGAUCAUCUUAUGAAAUGAAUCAGAAAACACUUUUAAAACCACUUGAGAGCUGCAAGGUCAUUCUGUGAACGCCACUCCUGUUGGGUUGUAGACAUGCAGAGGUACCAUUAAAAGAUAAAGAGCUGAAAUACUACUAGGAAACCUUUUUUUGUACCUGGACAGUUCCUUGAGAGUUAGCAGAAGAAUAUUGGAGCUUCCUUCCUUCAGAUCAACAGCAGUGGUCCUCUUCUGCAGCACCGUUUAGAAUGGGCCUCCAUGUUUCUCUUGUUCCCAGCUUCCAAAAGGAUAAAAAGCCUCGGUUUAGAUAGAACAUGGCCUCAUGACAUGUGACGUGCCCUGCUCUCUGGUCUAAUUCACAUGCCCACCUAUCAGGCAAUCAUUCCAAACAUGGCAACACUUCACCCUUCUCUGAAAAGGGUGUGUUUGACACAAGGGUUAGCCUCUGGGUGUCGGUAAGGAGUUACUGUGACCCUAAAUCUGAACCAGCUCAUGACACUCAGAGUAAAUAGAUUUCAGAUUCAGAAACUUCUGAGAGGAAUUUUGUAUCGAUGAUGACAACUCCCCAAAAUUUGUCACCUGGUCAAAGCUUACAAUGUUUUAUCAAAAUAUGUCCCUUCAAGAAUAAAAUUAUUAGAAGAAUCGGGAGGGAAGAGAAAUAGGUUUCUCAAUGGUAAAAUAUUUUAUAAACCAAUUUUGAUAUAUUAAUGUAUUUGUUUAAUAUUGUAUUCUAUUUUUGUAACUUUUACUGUGAGAAUAGGUCCUUGAGUUACUUAAAUAUUUAUUUUUACAUAGUUAUUGGUCUUCAAAUAGUUUUCCUACACUUCAUAUGGUUUUAGUUUUUAUCAGGAUAAUUUUAAAUCAUUCUCUCCUUGGUUAUCUUUUUGUAUGUUGUUUAAUUGAAUUUCCAAAUUUCACUGUAAGCAGAGUGUUCACUACUCUAUAAAGUGUUCAGUACGAUAGGGAUUUGUUUUUAAGUAAAACACAGAUGCCCAUUUGGGGAGGCUCUGUUGGCUGACGGAUGUACCUCUGUCAAUGUAGUCUCUAGAAAGACAAAGAUUCCCUGCUCUAAGAAAUUUUUCCCUGUUGUUUUUUUUUUAAAAAUGCUGCUGUUUUGCUGUUCACUGGAUUACACUUAGUUUAAAAGAUAACGUCGGGCUUCCCUGGUGGCGCAGUGGUUGCGCGUUCGCCUGCCGAUGCAGGGGAACCGGGUUCGCGCCCCGGUCUGGGAGGAUCCCACAUGCCGCGGAGCGGCUGGCCCCGUGGGCCAUGGCCGCUGAGCCUGCGCGUCCGGAGCCUGUGCUC
Messenger RNA from Physeter macrocephalus (sperm whale), 3035 nucleotides. It is a transcript of the gene FAM110C, whose product is annotated as family with sequence similarity 110 member C. Lineage: Eukaryota; Metazoa; Chordata; Mammalia; Artiodactyla; Physeteridae. Gene Ontology annotation, molecular function: alpha-tubulin binding. The transcript has 2 exons. The record is from RefSeq and is a predicted model, not a curated record. Gene Ontology annotation, biological process: regulation of cell projection assembly; positive regulation of cell migration. The coding region runs from base 88 to 1053 and encodes 321 amino acids. Gene Ontology annotation, cellular component: cell cortex.